Sphenostylis stenocarpa is the source of this 471-nucleotide messenger RNA. NCBI's taxonomy places the organism in Eukaryota, Viridiplantae, Streptophyta, Magnoliopsida, Fabales, Fabaceae. The record is from the annotation of a GenBank genome assembly.
AUGGACUUUGUGAAGAAGUGGAAGAGAGUAUUGGGAAGCAGCAAGAGAUUGCAUCCAGAGAACAGUGGAAGUGGAAGCUACGGCAGAUUGAGAAACAGACAGAAGAAGAAGGCUGGUGUGGCUCCACAUGGUUGUCUUUGUGUCUACGUCGGAGCCGAGAGAGAGAGAUUCAUAAUCAAGAUCAAGAUGGCGAACCACCCACUGUUCAAAGCGCUUUUGGAAGGUGCUGAGAGAGAAUAUGGGUAUAGAAACGAUGGUCCACUGUGGCUCCCUUGCCACGUUGAUUUGUUCUGUGAGGCUCUGGAGGAGAUGGAAAUCGGCACCGAAGAAGAUGGCAUGGGUUCUGUGGGUUGCGUGGGUCAUAGUUACAGGCACAACCCAUCUUCAGUUUCUAACCUCAGUUGUAGAUAUGUCGCAGGGUCUUUCAUUGAUCGUUACCAAACCCUUGUUAUUCAAGGAUAUACAAAAUGA